CAGAAAUAUAAACGCAAGAUGGCUUUGCCUUGAUGAACAAUGACUUGAAAUUCUGCAGAAACGCAUUAGCUGCGCGAUAUAGUGCCCUGGUCUACGUCCAGUUUUUCUGGUAGCUAUGUCUAAUGAUCGUAUGGUAUAACCAGUAGGAAUAAACAUGGCUAAUAAACGACCAAACAACGAACCCUCUGGGUCAGGGGAACCCCCUACCAAGAAGAAGAUGUUGACAACUUUUGAGCCUGUCCAGUUGGGUCCCAUCUAUAAUCUUGAGGAUCUUGACUUCAAGACGCUCCAGUUUCAAAACAAGCGGCUUGUUGAGAGGAUCGAGCAACGGCGUAAAUGUGAAGACGACUUGAGGAAGAGAAUCGAGCAACUAGAGAAGCGACAGACCACGGACGAUGCUGUUCUCAUGAUUGUUAACAGAUACUGGAACACUUUAGAUGAAGACAUCCGAGUUCUUCUCCAGCGAUUUGAUGCUGAGACAACCGAUGAAGCAGAAAAUGAGAAUGAGAGCAGUGAACUGACAUCAUUCUUGGCUUUACUGUCUACCUGGGAUAAAGUAGAACUGGAACAGCAGCUGUACCAGCGAGUGGAGUUCUCAAAGCGCGCCAUCCGCAAACUUCUGCAGGCAUUUGACCGUCUGCAGCAGAGGAAUGAGAAGCUGCAGCUGUCAAUGGCUGACAAAGUUGACCGGGAAGAGGAAAAGAGUUCAGAGAAGAAAGAUGAUAACAAAGAUGAGAACAAGGGUAAAGAGGACAAAGCCGAAGGAACGGUCAAAAUGGAGACGGAUGCUGACGGUGUGAAGAAGGAAGGGGAGACAACUGUGAAGAAGGAACCAGGAGAGACAGAAAAUGGAAAGCCGGCAGCAGAAAACAGUGUCAAACAGGAACCCUCCUCAGGUAUAAAAACUGAGGUGAAGGAGGAAGUUGGGGAUGGUGACAGUGAACAGAAGAAAGAUGAAAAGAAGAAGAUAACAGAGAUGAUGAAGAAAGAGAUUGCUGAAUUCAGGGAGGAGAACAAACGACUUCACAAUCUGACAACAAAGUUACACCAGAGACAUCACGAGACAACACUUAAGUUGUCAGAGCUUCAGGACAAGCUGAUGGCUGCAGAGACCGGGCUGGCCGAGGCCAAGAACAAGGUAGAGGAGCUGGAGUAUAACCUGGAGAACUCCGCCCAGCAGGUGGACAAGUAUGACAGACACCUGGCUGAUGCCAUGCAGAAACUCCACUCGUAUGAGGAGUCCACCAUCAUACAAGUGGAUGGGAAGAGCAUCGCUGGGGUCUCCAAGACCAGGGUAGAUGAGAUUGUGCAUGAGUUGGAGGAGCAGCGAGAAUUGGCUCAGACGAGGAUGACAGAGCUGGAAAAGCUGCAGAUAGAUCAUCAGGAGGCGUGUAAAACUGUGGAGCAGCUCAAACUAGAUCUGAAAACAUUGCCUGAGUCAGUGAUCUCUGAGACAACAGAGUACAAGUGCCUUCAAUCGCAGUUCUCGGUGUUGUACAAUGAGAGCAUGCAUAUCCGCACCCAACUUGAUGAUAUGAGGGCGCUGCUUCAGAGCAGUAAAACCUCACACCUACGACAGAUAGAGCAGAUGGAGAGCGACGAGUUGGCAAUCCAGAAGCAGAUUCGUACGGAGAUGAUUCAACUGCAGGAUACGCUGACCCAAGUGAGGAAGGAGUAUGAGAUGCUGAGGAUUGAAUUUGAACAGAACCUCACUGCUAACGAGCAAACAGGACCGAUCAACCGUGAGAUGAGGAACCUGAUUCAGAGCUUACAGAACCAUAAUCAGCAGCUGAAGAAGGAAGUGAGCCGCUCCAAGCACCGGUUGAAGGAGGCUCAGACAGAGAUAACCAAGUUAAAAGCUGAGGGAGCCACGACCGAAGGGAAGGACGAUGUGAGCCAGCCAACAACGGCUCCUAAGGUGGAGGAGGCAGUAGUGAUCAAGAAAGAGGAGGAGGAGCGCGAGGAGGUGGAGGUGCGGGAGAAGGGCAAGACAGACGCAGACAUCAUCAAGGAUCUCAAGUCACAGUUCAAGAAAGCUCAGGAUUCUCAGAAAGAACUGAAGCUGUUACUAGACAUGUAUAAAAGUGCUCCUAAAGAACAAAAGGACAAAGUUCAGUUGAUGGCAGCCGAGAAGAAGGCCAAACAAGAAAUAGAGGAUCUAAAGAAUGUGAUUCGCAAGAUGCAGGAAGCCGAACGGAAGGAGAAGAGAAAGUUAGCUGAUGAGGAUGCGAUAAGGAAAAUCAAAAAGUUAGAAGAAACCAUCAUAGAACUACAGAAGAACUUGGCUGCUCAAAAACAGAGAGAAGAGGCCCUGCUGAACGAGAUGGAGGUCACCGGUCAGGCGUUCGAGGACAUGCAGGAACAGAACAGUCGACUCAUCAUCCAACUACGGGAGAAGGAUGACGCAAAUUUCAAACUCAUGUCAGAGAGGAUCAAGUCAAAUCAGAUCCAGAAGAUUCUGCGUGAGGAAAAGGAUGUGUUGGCCGAGCAGGUAGCGACAUGUCAGAGUCAGGUAGAGGCUCAGAAUCUGGUUGUCAGGAAGCUGGAGGAGAAAGAGAGGAUACUACAGACCAACAUGGCCACUGUGGAGAAAGAGCUCAGCCUACGUCAGCAAGGUAUGGAAAUGCACAAGCGUAAGGCCCUGGAGAGUGCGCAGACGGCAGCAGAUCUCAAACUUCAUCUGGACAAGUACCAGUCACAGCUGAAGGAGGCUCAGGAAGCUGUUGCUGAUAAAACAGCCGCCCUUGAGCAGGAGUCCUUCAAACAAAAGAGGAACCAGGAAGAAAUAGCUCGGUUACAGAGAAAGCUUGAGCGACAGAAGAAGAUUGAGAUUACAGGAGCUGCGGAUGAGGUCCUCAUGGAAGAGAUUAAGGAAUACAAGGUAAUCACAUGUGUACCAUUAUGGGGAGGUCAGAUGUUUGUACUGGUUGUGAUGUUUAUGCUGGUUGUGUGA
Liolophura sinensis is the source of this 2953-nucleotide messenger RNA. Its product is annotated as E3 ubiquitin-protein ligase BRE1A-like. Bases 155 to 2953 code for a protein of 932 amino acids. The record is from RefSeq and is a predicted model, not a curated record. Gene Ontology annotation, molecular function: ubiquitin protein ligase activity. The transcript has 20 exons. Gene Ontology annotation, cellular component: nucleus; HULC complex. Lineage: Eukaryota; Metazoa; Mollusca; Polyplacophora; Chitonida; Chitonidae.